This is a messenger RNA of Didymella exigua CBS 183.55, 1986 nucleotides long. RefSeq lists its product as uncharacterized. NCBI's taxonomy places the organism in Eukaryota, Fungi, Ascomycota, Dothideomycetes, Pleosporales, Didymellaceae. The transcript has 3 exons. The record is from RefSeq and is a predicted model, not a curated record. Bases 1 to 1986 code for a protein of 661 amino acids.
AUGUCUUCGACCCCAAGUAUCAGGGUAUAUGAAUCAUCACGCUACCAGCGACCCUCCUAUUCAAGCCCUGCGGUCGCCAUGGCCAUUCCAAACGCACGCGAAGCCGUGCCCCCGCCCUUGCCUCCUCCGCGUCACAUUGAGGACCUAAGAGCCGGGCACUCUGAUCCCGGUUGGCAAUGGGGUAACACAAACAAUCCCAAAGAAAACGGCUUUGGCGGAAUUCGGCUCGCGACAGUCAGACAUGGCUCGAGCUUGUACGGUGGAUCUGGCAGCGGCCAGGUGCAUCAUCCACGGGACCUGUCGGCCGACCAUCUUUUCAAUGGUCGCGAGUCCUCCAUCUCGCAGUCUCUCGACGACAUGAGCUCUGAGGGCAGCAGGGACCACAAUAGUGACGAGGAUCGCAGCGGCAAGACUCGGCCAUCGCUCGGUAACCACAGAUUUACAAGUGAACGACAGCUCGGUCAAAAGGCACUCGAUCACUCAUCACAGGCCUACGACAAGCAGCUUCUAUCUAAGAUCGGUGGCCCUAAUACUCCAACGAGAACAAAUGCACCGCCACUAUCGAGCAGCGCCCAAGACCCGUCUACCGACUCUCGCACGCACAAAUUGAACGGACAGCAGUUGAAGCCUCUAUCUGUGCCCGAUCGCCUACACCCCGACUCGCCUGCUACUAAGUGGUCACAGUCAGGCGUAACAUCGCCUGGGUACACAGAGUUCCGCAGUCCUGUCUUCGACGGACCGGAUGCAAGCAGAGGGGGACGUUACGGCAGCAUCUCCACGCCAGGGCCGUUGGAUGAAGCGCCUCUCCAUCGCGGCAGCUACGACCAUAGCAUAUUUUCAGAUCACGAAUUUGGUGGGAUGGAGGAGAAUGGCAUGCGCAACCUCCACAUCGAGGAGCGCAGUCCUGCAGGGUCUGACGAGUAUCAUAUGUGCCAGAAGGGAGGCCUGAAACGGCGCGCCUCGUCGCCCCCUCCAGAGGCAGUGCGUGAUGACCGGCCUACUACAAGUCGGGGAUCCGGCUUGUAUCACCAGCGGUCACAGCAAAUGCUCGCUAAUCGCAACACUCCAGCCUCGCGCUUUCAGAUGCACCAUGGAUCACUAUCUUCAGUGUCAUCCUCGGGACCUCGCACUGGCUCACUCGGCUCCUCUCUCGGGUUUUCCACGGCGGCAAGCAGUAUGACAAGUUAUGGCAAUGACCAACGCCUGUCCCCCAGUGCAUUGUCGCCCUCGGGGCCUACGGAACUAGGCCCUGUCUCUCCGUAUGCAGCUAGCAGGUCGCUAAACCCUAGCCCCCGCGGCUCUUUAUCAAGGCCACAGCACCAACGAGGCUACUCGGAGUCCGAGCAUCCUUCUCAGAUCCGGAAGCUGUCAACCGAAAGCAUCAUUCACUCGCGACAGAAUUCGAUGGUCAACCGUAUUCCUGGGGCGUACAUUUGCGAGUGCUGCCCGAAGAAGCCCAAGAAAUUCGACAGCGAAGAUGAACUACGAUCACACGAGCUAGAGAAGCAGUACAUUUGCCAAUAUUGCCCAAAUCGGUUCAAGAACAAGAACGAGGCGGAACGCCAUCAAAAUUCUCUGCAUCUGCGGCGACAUUCCUGGUCAUGCGCUGCGCUCGCUGGCGUGCAAGCUGCUUUCCACCCUUCUCCUGCUCGUCCAGCCGCGGCCGACAUGUGCGGAUUCUGUGGCGAGGAUUUUCCUAACCCCCCCAACUGGGACGCUCGAGCAGAGCAUCUGAAUCAUGCGCACAAGUUCGGCGAAUGCAAUCAAGCCAAGAAGUUCUUCCGCGCAGAUCACUUCCGGCAGCAUCUGAAGCACAGUCAUGCUGGUACGAGUGGAAAGUGGACCAACAUGCUUGAAAAUGCGUGUAUGAGGGACGAGCCACCGCCGCAGGAGCGUGUCGGCUCCGUAGGCUCCAUCUCUGGUCCAUCGGUCUCUCCUCUGUCAGCGAAACCUGGAGUCAUCAACGAAGCACACGAUGAGUCCUGA